AUGGACUUGGCGCCGGGUACUGGUUCGUCGAUUCAUUUGACGUCAAAAACCGAAUUUCUAAUUGGUGGUAAAUAUCGUUUGGUACGCAAAAUUGGUUCUGGUUCAUUUGGUGACAUCUAUUUGGGUAUAAACAUAACAAAUGGUGAAGAAGUGGCUAUUAAAUUAGAAAGUGUCAAAGCAAGACAUCCACAAUUGUUGUACGAAUCAAAGUUAUAUAAAAUAUUACAAGGUGGAAUUGGUAUACCGCAUAUACGAUAUUAUGCACAAGAAAAAGAUUAUAAUGUAUUAGUUAUGGAUUUAUUGGGACCAUCACUAGAAGAUUUAUUUAAUUUUUGUUCCCGAAGAUUUACUAUGAAAACAGUUCUUAUGUUAGCUGAUCAAAUGAUUGGUCGAAUUGAAUUUGUCCAUAAUAAAAAUUUUAUUCAUAGAGAUAUCAAGCCCGAUAAUUUCCUGAUGGGCAUUGGAAGACAUUGUAAUAAAGUAUUUCUGAUUGAUUUUGGUUUAGCUAAAAAAUAUCGUGAUAAUCGCACACGACAACAUAUUCCAUAUAGAGAAGAUAAAAACUUAACGGGAACAGCGAGAUAUGCUAGUAUUAAUGCACAUUUAGGAAUUGAACAAAGUCGUCGUGACGAUAUGGAAUCGUUAGGUUAUGUAUUGAUGUAUUUUAAUCGUGGUAGUUUACCAUGGCAGGGUUUGAAAGCAGCAACGAAAAAACAAAAAUAUGAGAAAAUUUCUGAGAAAAAAAUGUCAACACCAGUGGAAAUUCUGUGUAAAGGUUUUCCAGCUGAAUUUGCCAUGUAUUUAAACUAUUGUCGUGGUUUACGUUUUGAAGAAGCUCCCGAUUAUAUGUAUUUGAGGCAAUUGUUUCGAAUUUUGUUUCGAACUUUAAAUCAUCAAUAUGAUUAUACAUUUGAUUGGACAAUGUUAAAACAAAAAGCAGCUAAUGCAGCCUCAUCAACAACAACGACGAAUACGGCCACCGCUAAUGGAGGCGGACAAGCAACAACAGUUGGGGCAAAUGUGACGUCAGGUGGUGGUCCAACGGUUGCUACACCAGGUAAUAGACAGAAUCAAAGACUUUCGCAGAAACAAUCCGCUCAAGAUACAAAUCAUGCAACAGCUGGAGAUCUGACUAUACAGGAUGAUAUUCCAACAACAGCGGGAGAUAUUGCGGAUAGUAUUGCUUAUAAUCGAAAAGAAUCGGCAGAUGAUUAA
Molecule: messenger RNA, 1215 nt
Organism: Didymodactylos carnosus
Lineage: Eukaryota; Metazoa; Rotifera; Eurotatoria; Philodinida; Philodinidae
Source: the annotation of a GenBank genome assembly